Molecule: messenger RNA, 762 nt
Organism: Radiomyces spectabilis
Lineage: Eukaryota; Fungi; Mucoromycota; Mucoromycetes; Mucorales; Radiomycetaceae
Exons: 4
Coding region: 1-762 (253 amino acids)
Biological process (GO): transcription initiation at RNA polymerase II promoter
Cellular component (GO): transcription factor TFIID complex
Molecular function (GO): protein heterodimerization activity
Source: RefSeq, a predicted model, not a curated record
AUGGACGACGAUUUUCCCUCCGUAAUAAACAAACGAAUAAUUUCCGUUAUUGUCAAAGAAACUGGCUUUCAGGCAAUACAACCCGCCGCUCUCGAAGCGUUGGAGGAUCUUUUCGGCUCCUAUUUACAGAAACUUUUAUAUAAUACACACUCAUACGCCACCCUUGCCAACCACUCCAAACCUAAUUAUCACGAUAUCACUCGAGCGCUGGAAGAAUUAGGAGUACAAAACAGCGACUUCCAAGCAUACCUUGACAAAUAUUUAGCCGCACCAUCACUCGACGCAAGCAGGAAACCUAUCAAAACAGAGAAAUCGCAGAUAUCGACCGUAGAGAAGAUACCAGAAUUCUUACCUUCAGACGAUGAUGAAGAGGAUUCCGCUGACGAAAAGGAAGGCAUUCCUUCUUAUGUACCACAGCAUUUCCCACGAUUCCCUAGCAGACAUUCCUUCAGACAAACUCCUGUUUAUAUACAACGACCUGAUGAUCCGCAAAAAGUGCGAGAGCUCAACUCUCAACAAUCACGCACCGUCGAAGAAAACCUCAAACGACUCAUGGCCGCGGAAAAUAAGAUCGCUUUCAAGUCUAGCACAGAAUCUGUAGAUUCACCAAGCUUGAUGAUGCCUAUCGUGAACUAUGAAGUCGCCAUGCAACGAAGGAAACGAGUGAAACAAGUGGAUUUCGCAAGUUACAGUCGCAAAACAUCAGAAUCACCUAUUGCUACAAAUGAUAUGAAAGAACAGGCGAAACGCCAAAAAGUAUAA